AUGUCUUUCCACUUUCUCUUCCCCAUUUUCAUGUCGGCUUUGACACGACUCAGUUUCCGUUGGGCCUACUUGGUGAGUGGUCGUUCCCACAAGGUACGUAGCGAUAAAAACUCUUCCAAUGUUCACGCGAUACAUACCAUGUAUAGAAAACUGCCGGAGCCAAUGACAAUGAUAGUAACGCGUUUUUGUCAUCAGUCAUUUAUUAAUCCUUGCAAUUGGUCGGUUAAGGGGCACGGAUGGAGUACCUUUGGAGUCGGAAUGGAGACCUUGUCUCAUAGACCAAUCACAAGCACGAUGAUAAAUUAUAUCUCUAUGUAUAGCUGUGAACCUUGGGGUAUGACGAUCAACUCGGGCCCAGAAACUCUCGCCUUUCCUGUGCCCAACAACAUCAAUGGAGCCAAAGGCUGUCGACAACUUCCAGUCACACUUCUCUCGGGGUUUCUGUCAGACCAUGGAUUUAAGAUUGCUGUCGUUGUUAAUGACAUGAGCAGUCUAAACAUAGACGCAACCCUCAUCAAAAACCACCACGUGUCCCAGACAAAGGAAAACCUCAUUCAACUACAAAAUGGAUGUAUCUGCUGCACAUUACGCGGGGACUUGUUGGAAGAACUAGCCCGACUUACGAAGCAGGACGACGUGCAGUAUGUCGUGAUUGAGAGCACAGGGAUUAGCGAGCCAAUGCAGGUCGCAGAGACCUUCACGGCGGAGUUCAGCGCUGCGAUGCUUGAGGCAGACGUUGCUGACGAAGAGGGGAAGAAAAUCCUCAACCAGAUUGUCGAAUUAGGAGGCCUGCAUAAACUAGCCAAACUUGACACAACCGUUACCGUCAUCGACGCCUUUAACCUUCUUUCCAAUUUCGACACAGCGGAGUUUCUCUCUGAUCGCUAUGGCGGAGAGGUUAUUCCUGAAGACGAAAGAACCAUUUCUGAUCUGAUGGUGGAUCAGAUCGAAUUCGCGGACGUAAUUAUCAUCAACAAGGUCGAGACUGUUGACGAGAAAACUCGCGAGAGGAUCAGGUCGAUUUUAAAGCUCCUUAACCCAGACGCCAAGGUACUCGAAACAAGUUAUUCAAAGGUCAAUGUCAAUGAGAUAUUGGACACGGGAAGAUUCAACUUUCUCAAAGCGGCAUCAGGUGCCGGGUGGUUGAGGAGUUUGCACGAAAUGACCAAGAGGGAAACUGGCAAUGGGGAAAGGCUGGCUCCUGUUCCUGAAACCAUUGAGUACGGCAUCAACAAUUUCGUGUACAAAGCUCGACGCCCAUUCCACCCGCGGCGACUUUUCAGUUUGAUACAUGACAAAUUCAUUGUCCUCCAAAAUGUCGAAACACAAGGCGAUGAUGAAAAUGAGGAAGAAGAUAACGGAAAUGAAGCUGAGGACGAGGAAGAGAACGAGGAGGACGACGAUGUCGAAAUGGAGGACUUUUCCCAGCUAGAUCCUCAGGAAAUUCUUUCAAACAGACGCUCUCAUCCUGUCCUCCGUCCCAUUUUGCGCUCUAAGGGCUUCUUCUGGCUUGCCACUCGCCCUUACCAAUUUGGCGAAUGGAGCCAAGCCGGUGGCAUGCUCACCAUUGGGUGUGGUGGACCUUGGUUCGCGGAGGUACCAGACGAGGCAUGGCCGGAAGAUGCAGAUGUAAGAAAGUCCAUUGAGGAUGACUUUCAAGGGCCAUGGGGAGAUCGACGACAAGAAAUCGUCUUCAUUGGGGAAGGGAUUGAAACGGGUGCUAUUACGGACUUGCUAAACGAAUGCUUGUUGAACGAUCGGGAGAUGAAAGUAUGGGAGGGCAUUAUGAAGAAGAACAGAUUAUCUAAAGAAGAGAAGCAGGAAAAGAUGAUGCAGACUUGGGAAGAUGGAUGGGAGGAAUGGCCUUCCUUGGAGGAAGAGGAUGAGCCUGAGCAAGAAAAAGGAAAGCAUCGGAUCAAAUGGGAAUAA
This is a messenger RNA of Aspergillus oryzae RIB40, 1929 nucleotides long. Its product is annotated as CobW domain protein. Lineage: Eukaryota; Fungi; Ascomycota; Eurotiomycetes; Eurotiales; Aspergillaceae. The transcript has 8 exons. The record is from RefSeq and is a predicted model, not a curated record. Bases 1 to 1929 code for a protein of 642 amino acids.